AACUUCUGAGUACAGGAUUUGAGUACUAUCUUGGUAAGGUGUUCUUUUAAGAACUAAAGCGCGAGAGAGUAUACGACUUUUCGAUUCCGAUAAACAGCACAAAUCAUGCGGGAAUUGUGCUUCAUUAAGUAGCUAGGUCUAGUGUACGUACCUUCGUAAAACUAGAAUUGAUUCAACCGCACGACCACGAGGAAAUAUGAGGAUACUGUCUGCUUCCCGCCGCUUGCUUUCCGAAGUAACGUCCACGCAGCCCUCGAUGCCUCAUCGAUUUCUGCCAUUUCACAAAGCUCGCACAGUGAUGCACAGUCUCGGAUUGCAGUCGUGGCGGGAAUGGACGGCGUGGUGUGCAGCAGGGAUGCGUCAGAAACAUAUGAUUCCCCGUGCGCCUCAUAUUUCGUAUCGAGCUUGUGGGUGGCGUGGGUUUCCGGAUUUUCUUGGUUACGGGAAAACUUGCGAGAAGAAGCAGCGGAAGUCCUACAUGCAAGAAAGACAACUACCUCUAGAGACCUUUCUGUCCUUUGCGGCUGGAUCAUACGACUUCGAGAUUCUACCAAAGCGGGCAGUCUGUCAACUUGUCUUCCGUCCCAAGGGUGAACGCGGCAACGCCGUUUGGUGUCCGCUCAUCUUACGCUCCAUGAGAGAUGUUUACUCACCUUCGGCCUCCUUUUUUCUUCAAAGGCCGCGGCUCGCCGGUUGCGCCGGCGUGAUCUUCCUGGUGGCUUCGGAAGGAAGAUUUUUUUACUUCCCAGGAGAUUUACUGGUCCAGUGCGAACAGAACCAAAGACUUCAAAAGAAUGCACGCCGCAUGCUCCGGAUUCCUAGAAGUUUUGCGGACCGGUGUGAAAUUUUUGACCAGAAGGGGCUGACGAAGUGCUUGGAAGAGCACCGCCAAAAAUCGCAGUUGUUGCGCGAAGAGGAGUUCUGCACCGUUCUCUUUCCGGAAACGGAUAUCGGGCUGCAGCAGAUCUUACACCAGGCUAUAGAGUUCCUACGAAGCGAGUGUGGCGUUGCAGUUCAGAGACCGCGAUCUGCUGAAACCAGUAGCACAGCCCACUACGAGCUUGCGGACGGGAGGACCUUGUGUGCAAGAUUUUGUACUGUUGACGUGGACAGCGAGAAGCGUACGGGUCGCCGUGUAGAUCUUGGUUUAGGCCGAGAUAUCGCCCGAAACGUCACCAGAUCCAAGAAGUGUGCGUCCGAGCGGUGUCCCGAUUAUCUUCUGGCGAUCUGGCGCGACGACAAAACCGACCAGAAAGUGAGGGGGUUCUUCAUUUUUCCGCGAAAGUAUCUGCAGGAUCACGGCCAGCUAGCAUCGUUGGAAGAUGAACACUCGGGAAAGUCCGCGUUUUACGUCUACCCGCCAUGGUUCACGAGCAAUAGAUCAGAUUCCAAGAAACAUCAGGUCGAGCAAGAGAAGUUCUUUGUGGAUCUAUCCACCGUAGAGGGGGCACAAAAAUCAGUCCAGAAAGUGCAAAACGUCUUUUCUGUCGCGCGCAACAAACAAAACGCGCCACCUAGUGAGCAUAAUCAAGAAGAAGCUCGCCUGCAGCUUUUGCAAUUUUUGCUUUUCCAACAUCUCGGAAUGAACGCCCGAUUGGUGGUAAUGCACGCUGGAAAGUUGUUCAAAUUUGAUAUAGAUAAGUGUCGAAUCUGUCUUCAGCUGUCGGUGUGGUCUUCUCUUGUAUCUAUUUGGAGGGCGAGGCGAUAG
Amoebophrya sp. A120 is the source of this 1708-nucleotide messenger RNA. The record is from the annotation of a GenBank genome assembly. NCBI's taxonomy places the organism in Eukaryota, Dinophyceae, Syndiniales, Amoebophryaceae.